Messenger RNA from Caenorhabditis bovis, 726 nucleotides. NCBI's taxonomy places the organism in Eukaryota, Metazoa, Nematoda, Chromadorea, Rhabditida, Rhabditidae. The record is from the annotation of a GenBank genome assembly.
AUGGAAAUCACAUUCAAACACAACACAUAUUUGGUCGACGGUAUUCCUGCCUGGGGAGCGGCAGCGUGGCUUCAACACACGACGGACUGGUGCGGCUUAUGCAGACACAAGCAAAUCUGGUGUUACACGUACUUCGUGGAGAAUCGACUCAUCAAAAUCGCUGAAGAGCUGAUUCGGAACAAAGACGUCAACUACAAAAAGCUUCUUCGGAUUGAAUGCAAUAAUAUGGUCGACGUCUUGAAGAGGAAUCAAAUUCACGGCAAAAUUCAAGUCGAAUACUGUGCAAAAGGCUUUAUCGUGCUGUUGGAAAAAGUUUUGGCAAUCGAAGGCGAUUUCGAGCUCAGCGACUAUUGCGCAUUUCUGCAACUCGAUUUGGACAGACACUACUAUGGCUUGCGCAAAUUGCUCAACUGCCCGAAGAUCAAGCAGCCAUGCUUGUACAGGGAGCUCUUGAUAAAAACGGAGCAGUUUUUGAAAGAUAACCGUGAAGAAAUCGAAGAAAAGCGGGCACUAGUUGCGAUGAAUCCGGAAAAACAGAAGGAGCGCCUGGAGUUGUUCGAGUCAUUUCGAGAAGACCCUUACGAAUUACUCAGAAACAUUCCGGAAACAAUAAAGUUCCAAGAAGAUGGCAAUGCUCAAUUAAAGCAAAACAAAGUGGAGGAGCAACAAAAGAAUGAGCCGAAAGUAGAGGGAAACGAAGAAAAGCAAGGAGUCAAUGAGCAGUGA